Electrophorus electricus (electric eel) is the source of this 2193-nucleotide messenger RNA. RefSeq names its product UBX domain protein 11 (gene ubxn11). Gene Ontology annotation, biological process: proteasome-mediated ubiquitin-dependent protein catabolic process. Gene Ontology annotation, molecular function: ubiquitin binding. NCBI's taxonomy places the organism in Eukaryota, Metazoa, Chordata, Actinopteri, Gymnotiformes, Gymnotidae. The record is from RefSeq and is a predicted model, not a curated record.
AAAUACCAUGUAAAGCAAAAGGACAUUAACUUCAGGAACUUUAUUACUAGAAUUAUUAUUUGAAAAUGGUAUUAUUAUUCCUAAUGUUCAAAAUGUUUACGAAAAUUUUGCAAUCGUUGUAAGAGAAGGUCCGUCUUUCGUUUUCUCACUGUUGUCGUUGUCAUUUAAUAUAAACAAAACGAGCUCCUAAAAUGAGUUCUCCCCUUUCUACGCUGAGGAAAACCAGACGGGCUCCCCUACCGUGUAGCGAAAGCGGACGUGAAAGACGAGUCUAUAAAGAAACAACUUGCGAAGAAUAUGAGGCUUCAUUGCUUAGGGAGUGUUUCCCUCAGAGUCAACCAACUUCUGAGGUCACAGACAGUGUCUCCAUUGUCAAAUCAAAGAUUGCCCUGAAAAGGAAUCCCAAAGAUGGCUCUGCACCCAGCAAUCUGGAGCUGAUGUCAAGCAUGAUGCAGAAACUAGGGCAGCUGGAGAGGAAGUUGAAGGCCCAAGCCCUGAACAUCGACAGCAAGGCUAGAAGAAUAGCAGUGCUGGAAGAGAAACUUAGGUUACUGCAAGAGAAAAAACAAGGAGAGAAGCAGGAAGAAGAAGAAGGACUAGCUAGAAUGUGCCACAAGCUUCAAAACCAAGUCUGGGAAAUGGAGGAAUUUCUGAAUGACUAUGGAAUGAUCUGGGUUGGAAGCGGCGAGCAGCAUGACAUAGAGGAUGAAAUGCAGCCAGGGCAUGAGCGUCCUGACAGCUCAGGACACCUGCUGUGGCAGCCAGGGGCAUCUGUGGUUGGGAGGAUCUCCGUGAACUUUGACCAGGUUCUGAGGAACAUCCAGGACCUGAACAUCCUGGCUGGGGAGGGGGCCUCCUACGUGACCUCCAUUCCCGGUGGAGCCAGACUGAGCCAGCGGUCCAGUGUACCUCUGUGGCUCUUCAAGAAUGGCAUCAUGAUGUUUGACGGGCCCUUCCGCCCCUACCAGGAUCUCAGUGCUCAGCAAUUCAUGCAAGACUUGAUGGAUGGGUAUUUUCCUUCAGAGCUUCAGAGAAGGUUUCCUGAUGGUGUGGUCUUUCAGAUUCAUGACAAACGGGGGGAGGAGUUCCCUGCAGUGCGACACGGGGCAGAGUUCCCUGGGCGGGGUCAUGUCGUCAGAGGUUCAGAUGAGCAGCUAGAGUUCCACAGAGAGGAGGCCUCCAACACCCUGCUGGACCUGAGCCACAUACAGUUUCAAGGCAGAAAGCUGUCGAUGGAACAGUUCCUUAAGAAGCUACCAAAGAGUGUGGUGAAAGCAGGCAAAGUGAUCAAUAUUCGCUCCUCACUGAAAACCCAUCUGGAGGGUUAUGCUGAUGGUGCCAAGAUCCAUUCAGUGACUGUUGUAGAAACACCUGUGCUACAGGCUCUAAGAGAGAGCCUGGAGUCCAGCAAUGCAGGCCACUUAACAUCCAAGACUGAGUUCACCACCUUGCGGGUGAAGUCUGAAGAUGGAGAAAAGACCUUCAUUCUGAAAAUGCUCUUCUCUGAGACCAUUGGACACCUACGGCAAUACCUGGAUGCCCACAGAGGGCCAGGCUGUUCUUCUUAUAACAUCAUAACUGCGUUCCCUCAGCAUUGCUAUAGUGAUGACACCCAAACCCUCCUAGCCUGCGGUCUGACUUCAAAUGCCACGCUACUACUGCGGCCCCACCAAGUGACAUCACUGGCCACUACCACAUAAACUAGAAUCAACACCCUUUUUUAAAGAUGCAUGAGAGGUUUUGUUUGCUUUAAGGAUUACAUUAGUAAUGCCAUCUCCUUAAUUUCAAUUUUACUUGGCUGUGUUGGUAGUCCACACUUUUGUCUCCACACACUCUGUAAGCAGGGUGACCGGGGCUGUAAAAAUGCACAUUCAUUCUGAAUGUUCACAUAAAUAAUUUCUCUGUUGAUAUACCAGGCAACAGAGUGUCUGCUUGGCCAUGUGGCUUUGCCCAAAAAACUUUUAAGAUGCUCAGCAGUAUUGUGGGCUUGAUCAAUUCAGAAUAGGCAGUGGAAGGCUGUUGGACAUGAAAUCAUCCACCCACAUAUGCAUUACGGCCCCAGCUUGAAAGGGACGAUGCAAGAUUUUAAAUAUAUGUUUUAAGAGCAUUUUAAAUAAAUGAAAUCAUCAUGUUUAUGUGGCUAUGAUUAGAAAUGAGACUCCAAAUAAAACAAAAUGCAUUGUGUACAUUUAA